Molecule: messenger RNA, 732 nt
Organism: Rhagoletis zephyria (snowberry fruit fly)
Lineage: Eukaryota; Metazoa; Arthropoda; Insecta; Diptera; Tephritidae
Product: arf-GAP with SH3 domain, ANK repeat and PH domain-containing protein 2-like
Biological process (GO): positive regulation of GTPase activity
Molecular function (GO): GTPase activator activity; protein binding
Source: RefSeq, a predicted model, not a curated record
AUGCACCACGCGCGUAACAACUCAGUGGACAACUCGCUGGUCACUUCAGGCGGCGGCGGCUACCAAGCGUUUGCCAUCAACUCGGGCAGUCAGACGAACAUUGUUACCUCGGGUGGAUCAGGCAGUACUGCUUCAAGUGCUUCGGGGGUGUUGGCCAAGCCCGCAAUACCUGCCAAGCCGUCGGGCAUUGUCUCCGUUUUUGUGCCCGGAUCGGCGAGCAAUCUGUCGAUGAGCAGUGCCACCAACAGCAACAAGAGCACGGGGAACAUCUACAGCAAAGUGACGCUGAACAGUAGCAACAGUGGUGGUGGCAACCUAGCACCUUUCAAUAAUCGGGAAGGUCCUCCUCAAACGACGAAUCAGCCCAGUCAGGUAAAGCCAGCGCCCUAUCAGGGAAGCAGCUUUUUGCCAGCAGGCGCCUCCACUCCCAUCGGUCCCAGUGUUUCAAGCUGUGUGCAAAAGCCAACCAGUAGUAGCAGCAGUGCACUCCUCCCAGUGCCGCCGCCGAGAAAGAAACCACACGGUGACCAGUCGCCCUUGCCCAGGUACCGGCGAGCCAUUGCACUGUACGACUGCGACGCCGAUCAAACCGAUGAGCUGUCCUUCAAAGCCGGCGAGGUGAUCCUCGUGCUGAACGAACGGACAGCCGAUGAGGACUGGAUGUCGGGCAUCAUGGAGAGUGACCCCUCCAGGGAGGGCCUCUUUCCCGCCAUCUUUGUCGAGUUCAUCUAG